UGGCGCAGGGUAAACUGGGAAAGUGGUGUCGUGUGCUGGCUCCGCCCUUUUCCCGAGGGUGGGGGAGGACCAUAUAUAAGUGCCGUAGGCCCCGUGAACGUUCUUUUUCGCAACGGGUUUGCCGCCAGGAUACAGGUGUCGUGAAAACCACCAUUAAACCUAAGCAAAAAUGGGAAAGGAGAAGACGCACAUCAACAUCGUUGUCAUUGGACACGUAGAUUCGGGGAAGUCCACCACUACUGGCCAUCUGAUCUACAAAUGUGGUGGGAUCGACAAGAGAACCAUUGAAAAGUUUGAGAAGGAGGCUGCCGAGAUGGGGAAGGGCUCCUUUAAGUAUGCCUGGGUCUUGGACAAACUGAAAGCUGAACGUGAGCGUGGUAUCACCAUUGAUAUAUCCCUAUGGAAAUUCGAGACCAGCAAGUACUAUGUGACCAUCAUUGAUGCCCCAGGACACAGAGACUUCAUCAAAAACAUGAUUACAGGCACAUCCCAGGCUGACUGUGCUGUCCUGAUUGUUGCUGCUGGUGUUGGUGAAUUUGAAGCAGGUAUUUCCAAGAAUGGGCAGACCCGUGAGCAUGCCCUUCUGGCCUACACUCUGGGUGUGAAACAACUAAUUGUUGGAGUUAACAAAAUGGAUUCCACCGAGCCACCAUACAGCCAGAAGAGAUACGAGGAAAUUGUAAAGGAAGUCAGCACCUACAUUAAGAAAAUUGGCUACAACCCAGACACGGUAGCAUUUGUGCCAAUUUCUGGCUGGAAUGGCGACAACAUGCUGGAGCCAAGUGCUAACAUGCCAUGGUUCAAGGGAUGGAAAGUCACUCGUAAAGAUGGCAAUGCCAGUGGAACCACACUGCUUGAAGCUCUGGAUUGCAUCCUGCCACCAACUCGCCCAACUGACAAACCCUUGCGUUUGCCCCUUCAGGACGUCUACAAAAUUGGUGGUAUUGGCACUGUCCCUGUGGGUCGAGUGGAGACUGGUGUUCUCAAACCUGGCAUGGUGGUCACCUUUGCUCCAGUCAAUGUGACAACUGAAGUGAAGUCUGUUGAAAUGCAUCAUGAAGCUUUGAGUGAAGCCCUUCCUGGGGACAAUGUGGGCUUCAAUGUCAAGAACGUGUCUGUCAAAGAUGUUCGUCGUGGCAAUGUAGCUGGUGACAGCAAAAAUGACCCACCGAUGGAAGCAGCUGGCUUCACAGCUCAGGUGAUUAUCUUGAACCAUCCAGGCCAAAUCAGUGCUGGCUAUGCACCUGUGCUGGAUUGUCACACGGCUCACAUUGCCUGCAAGUUUGCUGAGCUGAAGGAGAAGAUUGAUCGUCGUUCUGGGAAAAAGCUGGAAGAUGGCCCCAAAUUCUUGAAAUCUGGUGAUGCAGCCAUCGUUGAUAUGGUUCCUGGCAAACCCAUGUGUGUUGAGAGCUUCUCUGACUAUCCUCCUCUGGGCCGCUUUGCUGUUCGUGACAUGAGACAGACGGUUGCUGUGGGUGUCAUCAAAGCAGUGGACAAGAAGGCAGCUGGAGCUGGCAAGGUCACCAAGUCUGCCCAGAAAGCUCAGAGGGCUAAAUGAAUAUUAUCCCCAAUACCUGCCACCCCGGUCUUAAUCAGUGGUGGAAGAACGGUCUCAGAACUGUUUGUCUCAAUUGGCCAUUUAAGUUUAAUAGCAAAAGACUGGUUAAUGAUAACAAUGCAUCGUAAAACCUUCAGAAGGAAAGGAGAAUGUGUUGUGGACCAUUUGUUUUGUGUGUGGCAGUUUUAAGUUAUUAGUUUUUAAAAUCAGUACUUUUUAAUGGAAACAACUUGACCAAAAAUCUGUCACAGAAUUUGAGACCCAUUAAAAAAGUUCAAUGAGAAGCCUGUGUUUUCUUUUGGUCAACACUGUAACUUCCUAUAGUACUAACUGCUUAGGUAAGAGUUGUCCAUAAUCUAUUUCUGGUAUUAAGUCUGCUGAAAAAAUGAAUUUUAUAUUUAUGGGUUGGAGCUUCAGGUUUCUUACCCUUGUGUAAGGAGAAUUCACCUGUUGAAGUAAGUCAUAGAAACGCGUUGGUACAACACAGGAUAAGCAAAGUAACUGUUCCAUAAGCUAGUUUGUAAGAAGGUCAAAUUCUAUAAUAUGAAAGCUCAUGUUGCGUAUAAAAUUUUGUAUGGUUACGUAAGUAUUGAGUAAAUGAGUUACAUCAAACUUAAGUUCCCAGUUAUGGGAAAGUGCAUUCACAUUUACAAUAUUCAAGUAAUUAACCUAAAAUGGGAAGCCUAAGUAGUAUUGAGCACUGCCCUGCUAGAGUUAUUGUAUCCAGAUUCUAGGAAAAAAUAAAAUGUUGGAAGCUAAGUGUGUUUCCUGUCACUUAAAUAGAAAUUCACUUUCUAUAGGAAUUUUCAUCUAAUGAGCAAGGUUGGGUAAAGAGAAGAACAUUGCCACCCGGGAGAUUAAAACAGUUUAAAGAGGUAUGAUCGUAAAUACUAAGGUCCAUUUGGGACUGAGUGUAGGCGAAGCUUAAAUUCUAGUUUGGAAAUGUUUUAUGAAGUUCCAUUUUAAAAAGUACUUACUGGAAAGGAACAUUGGAAGAUUAUAAUUUGAAAGUUGCUGAAAUUUGACAUUUGGGCAGGGUGAAAAUAGCUCUUAACUAUAAUAAUUUGGUAACCUGUAAAUUGCAAGGGACUGGUCACGAAGGGGAAAAACUAGGUGGUCGCAGUUAAUAGUCAUUGAUCUAGGGUAUAACUGACAACUGUCUGAUGUAAAUACCUGGUUUUGAUAUUUGGUGAAUCUAAACACUUGUGCAUUUGAGGAAACAGUCUAAUUCUGUGUUUGAUAUCUUUGCUUUUAGGAUAUGAAAGAGAAAUUAAGGUAGCUGGAACUGGUGAAAUCACCAGAUACAUAAUCCUACAGGCUUUGUUGGCUAAUAGAAAGCAUCCUGUAGGGUGUACACAGGUGAACUAACUGCAAUUGGAGCAUUUUUUUCUUUUUGAAUUUUCCUGGGUAAAAUGCUUUCUCACUUAUACAUGAGGCCCUUGGUAAGGGCUCUAAAUGAUUAAAAGAUUUUGUCCCCAGCUUGCCCCUUAAUGUUUUGACAAGUAAUAGUGUUUACUAUGAAGAUCAGAGGCAAGAAUAGGAUUUUUAAGCAUUGCUGGCUAGUAUAAAUGGUAGCUGAUAGACGCAAAUCUCACAGCUGUAGGAUUUACCAAGGGAUUUGACUUCCCCACAAUGAAGGUUUCACUGCAGAAAAUUGCUUUUCAUUAAACGGAAGAGUAGGAAUGGGAGAGUAGGGCAGUUUGCAUACUACAUGGAUUCUAGUCUGUAUGUAAUUUCUUUGAGCACCACCUACUGGUAACUACAGUUUGAAACUUGGGAUUUCUAGGUUCUGGAUGAAGGAGUGUUUUGCUCACUUGAAUUUUUUCCACUAAUUGCCUUUCCAUGUAUAUGAGCUGAUUAACCAGCAGAUUUAUAAAACAAACUGGUGCUUGACCUUAAACCACAUUUUAUUUUUUUAAAUAUUUGGCUGCUCUGGGUCUUAGUUGGGGCAUGCAGGAUCUUCAGUUGCUGCAUGCAGGACCUUUGGUUGUGGCACGUUGCGCCUCCUACGCUGGGAGCGCAUGAGUCUCAACCACUGGACCACCAGAGAAGUCCCUAAACCACAUUCUACAUUGGCCAGCUGUUGAAAUAACAAGUGUAAGGACUCUCAGAUGGAAUCUUGUUGAAAUUUGUUGCCAGGAAUUCUGGUGUGAUUUCAGAAUAUGAAAAGUGAGAAAGGCAUUUUGGUUCAGGAGUUUAACAGAUUGCCAGUAAUGUGUAUCUCAUUUUCAAAAAAGUAUUGUGAAUACUCACCCUUUAUUCCCAGAAUAGUCUAGAAUAAGUGAGUUUUGGCUAGAUCAGAACUCAAUAAUUUUAUGCUUAUAAUUCUCCUACAGUUAAUUAUUGAUAAUUUAUCUCAAAUCUCAGAUGCAUCAAGAGCUCAGCUAUCUGGAUGACACAACUUACUCUGAACUAAUUAAUCUGUUUCAGUGUGGUAAUUUCAAAAUGUUUUAACUGGAGACUGAUGUGUAAAUAUUCCCGUGGCCCUCAAAACAACUGAAAUCACCUUAGUUUUUUGAAUAUUUGUUUUAAAUGUUCUUUUUUAGACAAAAGUGUAAAUUGACUACGCCUUACAAAUCUUGUUGGAAAGUGUCAAUAAUAAAUUGCCAAAUUAGGAGAGUGACUUUGAGGUCUGAUGUUAGAUGCAGUUUCUGAAGAUGCAGCUUUUUCAAGAGCAAGAGCAAUUCAUCUGGUUAUUUGAGUUCUGUCUGAUGUGCCCAACAAAGGCUAACUGCCUAAGUGGUGAAGAGUUCUUGAUUUUCAGUAAUUUGCAGAAUGUGGUGUAAAAAUCUUGAAUAUUAUCAGGACAGGACUAUGGGUUUUCUUUUUAUUAAAAUGUAUUUACCUUAGUUAACUUUUCCGCUGAGUUGAGCACUGAGCUCAAGAAGAAGCUGUUCCUGGCUGUAUAUUCACAGUUCCUGAAAUGGGCAACUGUAGAAAAGGGGUGACAACUAAUUUCUUGUGUGUCAAGAUGCACUUUCAUGUUAUUCAUUGAUAGAUGAUGCUUGUCAUUGUGAAAUGCUGCAGAAAUAAGUAUAGUAGAGAAUUAAAGUUACAUUACAGUUAGGAACUGUGUCUUGAAGGGAGUGAACAGCAUGAGUGCUCAAUCCUGUGAUUGGGGGAGAACAUGCACUUUCAUGAGACAGAGGGAAGAAUAAGAUGUAUUUUCCUUUUUUUUUUUUUUAACCUUCCUGAAAUUUUCUUUUCCUGAUCUGGUUUUACAUUUCAUGACUUGUGUUCUUUUUUCACUUCAUCGGAGUCCUCUGUUAUUUGCCAGCCUCUGGGAACUUCCAUGACUAGUUAAGACUACAAUUGAAGUUUGACAUUGCUUGCUCAAUUGAUAGUGAUUUAGAAAAAAGAAAACUUCGUUAGGAAAUUGCUACAUGGCUCCUGAAAGAUCACUGACCUCUGAUCCAGUGGAAACCUUGAAAAGGUCAUAUGGCUUUGUCCUUUUCUAAAUAGAAGGUUAUGCUGUAGUCCUGCAGUCAUCAGAAAUGAGUGAAAUAAGUAGUGAAAUUAUCAUUUACCUUGGACAGCCCUCAGCAGGCCCGUGUAUCUCUCAAGCAUUUAGAGCUCAGUUUGUGGUCUCCGUGGGAAAAACAUGACGACAAAGAUACUGUUAAAUUAAUGUUACAAUAAUUACAAGUAAGCAAGAGUAUUAGAAAACUGUUAAUGUCACAACAAUUACAAGUAAGCAAAGAGUUAUUAGGAAACUUAGUAAGCAAGAGAUUUAGAAGUUUUCCCCAUUUUUUAAUUGAGGUAACAACACUAAAAUUCACCCUUUUAAAGUAUGUAGUUCUGCAAGUUUUGAUAAAUGCAGUUCACAAUCAAGGUAUAUAGAGUACUUCCAUCACCCCUCCCCUUCCCUGAAAUUCCUCUGUGCCCCUUUGUAGUCAGCCCCUCUUCUCUUCCUCUAACCCUUGGUAACCACUGACAUAUUCUGUGCCUAUAAUUUUGUUUUGCAGCCAUGUCACAUACCGGGAUUCAUACAGUAUGUAGCCUUUUGAGUGGUUUCCAUCAUUUAGCAUGAUGCAUUUGAGAUUAAUCUGUUUGGCAUAUAUCAGUAAUCUGUUCCUUUUUAAUGACUGUAAAUUUGUUUACAGCUGAGGGAUGUUGGUUGUUUCCAGUUUUGGAUUAAUUACGAAUAAACUGCUAUAAAUAUGCACAUA
Molecule: messenger RNA, 5727 nt
Organism: Lagenorhynchus albirostris (white-beaked dolphin)
Lineage: Eukaryota; Metazoa; Chordata; Mammalia; Artiodactyla; Delphinidae
Gene: EEF1A1
Product: eukaryotic translation elongation factor 1 alpha 1
Exons: 8
Coding region: 170-1558 (462 amino acids)
Biological process (GO): translation; translational elongation
Molecular function (GO): GTPase activity; translation elongation factor activity; GTP binding
Source: RefSeq, a predicted model, not a curated record